This is a messenger RNA of Brienomyrus brachyistius, 2396 nucleotides long. RefSeq names its product RIC8 guanine nucleotide exchange factor B (gene ric8b). Gene Ontology annotation, cellular component: cytoplasm; plasma membrane. Gene Ontology annotation, molecular function: G-protein alpha-subunit binding; guanyl-nucleotide exchange factor activity. The coding region runs from base 153 to 1745 and encodes 530 amino acids. The transcript has 10 exons. The record is from RefSeq and is a predicted model, not a curated record. NCBI's taxonomy places the organism in Eukaryota, Metazoa, Chordata, Actinopteri, Osteoglossiformes, Mormyridae. Gene Ontology annotation, biological process: G protein-coupled receptor signaling pathway.
CCCCUGUUGCCAUGGAGAUCUUGACGUCCCCGGGUUAGGGUUGAAGGUUUAAAGUAGAGAGAAGGUGUAGCCAGCUAGUUAAGUAGAUUUUGAAUUAGUAAAGGGGUCGUUAUAUUACUAAGUCUGACAGUUGCACCGCUCUCUUCCAAAACAUGGAUCUGGGAGCAAUUUUGUCGCACAUCGAGGACGGAGACUGCGACGAAAUUGAGAGGCGCCUGCUGCAGUACAAUCAGGAGAAUAAUCGCACUUUCUCUUUUGACCAAAAAGAAGAGGACAAACGAGUUAGGCUAUGUCAGGGCUUGCUGACUGUCCUGGGCAGACAAGUUCAGCCUCGCUGCCAGAAGGCCUGCCUGGAGACAUUGCGAAUCCUGUCCCGGGACAAGCGGGUACUUGGACCAGUGGCCACAAGAGAGGGCAUGCUUGUACUGGGCAGACUGGCGGGCCUGGAGUCUGCGGACGAAAUUGGGGGCGAUCCGGAAGAUGUACUGGUGCUGGUGGAGGCCCUGAAGUGCCUUUGCAACAUUGUUUUCAAUAGCCAGGGGGCCCAACAGGUGGGAGCCGACAUCCAGAUGGCCCGGGGCCUCAUCCGGCAGCUGCAGAUGGGCCGCGCCUGCAGGCACGAGGUGGAGCUCUUCUCCUUGCGCCUGAUCUUCCUGUUGUCAGCCCUGAGACCCGACGUGCGCGACAGUCUGCGGAGGGAGCUCUCCGCUGUCAGCGUGCUUACCCGAGUGCUGGAGGACACUCUGUGUGUACGCUGGGUGGGGACCUAUGAAGUCGUUGCGCCCAGCCCCCUGGCUCCUCCCCUCUCAGCUGAGGCGACUGAACGUACCAUGGAGGCUCUGAAGGCCCUGUUUAAUCUCACGCUGUCCAGCAGCACUGAAGAGGAUGGUGCCCACCAGCUCCGCCUCAUCUCCGCCAUCAUGCGGCAUGUUUUGAUGCUAAAGGCUCAUACGGAGGACAAAACGGAGGAAGCUCACAGCAAUGCCAUUAACCUGCUGAGCAACAUCCCUGUGUCUUGUUUGGAUGUGCUGAUUGACGUACCGGUUCAGGAUGACCAGGUGCAGUAUGGGGGCAGGAACAUGGAGGCAGUGUGGGUGCUGCUGAAGUUCAUGGAGAAGAGGAUAGACAGGGGUACCAACUAUAAGGAGGGCCUGACGCCAGUGCUCAGCCUGCUGACUGAGAGCUCGCGGCAUCACCGAGAGAUCCGGAAAUACAUCAAGGCCCAGGUCCUCCCCCCGCUGAAAGAUGUGAAGAACCGGCCCGAGGUGGGAAGCACAGUGCGAAACAAGCUGGUGCGCCUCAUGACUCACGUGGACACGAGCGUGAAGCAGAGUGCUGCCGAGUUCCUCUUCGUCCUCUGCAAGGAGAGCGUGGACAGCCUGCUGAAGUACACAGGCUAUGGGAACGCGGCGGGGCUCCUGGCGGCCCGUGGAUUGCUGGCGGGGGGCCGUGGGGAGGGGCAGUACUCAGAGGAUGAAGAUUCUGACACGGAUGAGUACAAGUCAGCCAAACGAUUCAUCAAUCCCAUCACCGGCCACAUUGAGGAGCCUAUGCCAAACCCUGUGGAAGAGAUGACUGAGGAGCAGAAGGAGUAUGAGGCCGAGAAGCUGGCCAGCAUGUUCGACCAGCUGUCGAGACAGACGCUGAUAAAACCAAUGGGUGUAAGGCGAGAUGGCACUUUGGCUCCCCUAGAGGAAACAGUCAGCAAAUGCACUGUGGACAGCAUCAGCUCUGACUCGGAUUAAAAUGAAAGUGCAUGACUCCUCAGUCCUUCCCACUCUUAAAUGCAGUCUCAAAAACAGGAAGUUGGGAAAUAAAUCAAAACUGUGUACAUGUUGAUUAGGAAAUGUACCCAUACAGAGGCCUGCAGUAUAUGCUGGAAAACUGAAUUGGAAAAAACAAUAUUGGGCAUGAUGGAGAAUGGUUUGAAAUGUUUAAAAAUAUGUUUUAUGAUUAUUAAUAGAUGUGUUGUGAGAAGUAUGAUACAAUAACCAAAGGUCAAAAGAUGAUAUUCUGACCAAAGGUCAAAAAUGACGGUAUGACUUCGGCCCAACCGAUUUGAGAGACCUUUGGAACGAAAGCAUUCCUGCACAUUAUUUGUACUUAAAUAGUAGGGAUGAGGUGGGAAAUAGUUUUACAGAUUCUUUGAGAUUUAAAAUCGAGUUUCAAUAUCAAUUUAAAUGUAGGUAAAUGUGGGUCACUUUUGUUACUUCUAAUAUAUUUGCCCAAUUGAACACAGCGUGAUUUUGUUAAGAGACUGAUGUGUGUGAGAGUCUGGCUUAGUGUUAUCGCAAAUGAGUAAGUGUGUUUGCAGACUUUUCCAGCACCAUCGCAAUUUAAAUGCAGACUUUGCGCAAAGUUUUUAUUCUGUUAAGUAAAUGGACAUCUAGACAUGA